AUGGGUGACGCCUUGGACCACCUCGCCAACCGCACAAAGCUGGAAUGGCAGUGCAAUCUCAACAUCGACUAUGUGCCAAAGAAGAACCAUCGCAGAACCAGCAUCAUCUGCACAAUUGGCCCAAAGACCAAUUCUGCUGAGAAGAUUACUAUGCUGAGGAAGGCUGGUCUCAAUGUCGUCCGCAUGAACUUCUCUCAUGGCUCAUACGAGUACCACCAAUCUGUCAUAGACAACGCGAGGCAAUCUGCCAAAGACUAUCCAGGUCGACCAGUGGCAAUUGCCCUCGAUACGAAAGGACCGGAGAUCCGAACGGGAAACACACCAGGGGAUAAAGACAUUCCGAUCAAGGCCGGGCUUGAAUUGAAUAUCACCACGGACGACCAGUAUGCCACCGCUAGCGAUGACAAGAAUCUCUAUGUUGACUACAAGAACAUCACCAAAGUCAUUGAUGCUGGCAAGCUGAUUUAUGUUGAUGACGGCAUUCAGUCGUUUGAAGUCAUCAAGGUUGUGGACGACAAGACUCUCCGAGUGCGUGCGCUCAAUGAUGGACAAAUCUCAUCCAAGAAGGGCGUGAACCUUCCAGGAACUGAUGUUGAUCUUCCUGCUUUGUCAAAGAAGGACAUUGCCGACUUGCAGUUCGGUGUGAAGAACGGAGUCGACAUGAUCUUCGCUUCGUUCAUCCGACGGGGAGAUGACAUCAAGCACAUUCGUCAAGUCCUUGGGGAAGAAGGCAAGGAGAUCCAGAUCAUCGCAAAGAUCGAGAAUCAGCAGGGUAUGAACAACUUCGACGACAUUCUGGCCGAAACCGACGGUGUCAUGGUGGCCCGUGGCGAUCUCGGAAUUGAAAUCCCAGCUGCGAAGGUCUUUAUUGCUCAAAAGAUGAUGAUUGCGAAAUGUAACAUGGCAGGCAAGCCUGUCAUUUGCGCCACACAGAUGUUGGAGUCCAUGACCACGAACCCAAGACCUACCCGAGCGGAGGUCUCUGAUGUCGCGAACGCCGUCCUCGAUGGCGCUGACUGCGUCAUGUUGUCCGGUGAGACCGCGAAAGGCAACUAUCCCAAGGAGGCCGUCAGCAUGAUGCACGAAACUUGCUUGCUGGCCGAGGUCGCCAUCCCUUACGCCAACAUGUUUGACGAGUUGAGAUCAACCUGCCAGCGACCAAUUGACACUGUUGAGGCGAUUGCAUGUUCCGCUGUGAGUGCUAGUAUGGAAUUGAACGCUGGUGCCAUCAUUGUUUUGACCACUAGCGGUCACUCGGCGAGACUGGUCUCGAAGUAUCGGCCAGUGUGCCCCAUCAUCAUGGUCUCGCGGAACGCGACCGCUUCCCGAUACGCCCAUCUCUACCGAGGAGUUUAUCCCUUCCACUUCCCCGAGCCAAAGCCAGACUUUAACGGAGUGGACUGGCAGAAGGACGUGGACAACCGCCUGAAAUGGGGUAUUGCCGAAGCGAUCAAGCUGGGAGUCUUGACCAAAGGCGACAGCGUGGUCGCUGUGCAGGGUUGGAGAGGUGGCCAGGGUCACACCAACACUAUUCGCGUCGUGCCUGCGGAAGAGAACCUGGGUCUCCUCGACUGA
Messenger RNA from Capronia coronata CBS 617.96, 1575 nucleotides. RefSeq names its product pyruvate kinase. The transcript has 7 exons. Gene Ontology annotation, biological process: glycolytic process. Gene Ontology annotation, cellular component: cytoplasm. Gene Ontology annotation, molecular function: potassium ion binding; magnesium ion binding; pyruvate kinase activity. NCBI's taxonomy places the organism in Eukaryota, Fungi, Ascomycota, Eurotiomycetes, Chaetothyriales, Herpotrichiellaceae. Bases 1 to 1575 code for a protein of 524 amino acids. The record is from RefSeq and is a predicted model, not a curated record.